This is a messenger RNA of Neopelma chrysocephalum (saffron-crested tyrant-manakin), 1814 nucleotides long. It is a transcript of the gene HMGCL, whose product is annotated as 3-hydroxy-3-methylglutaryl-CoA lyase. The record is from RefSeq and is a predicted model, not a curated record. Lineage: Eukaryota; Metazoa; Chordata; Aves; Passeriformes; Pipridae. The transcript is spliced from 9 exons. Bases 63 to 1040 code for a protein of 325 amino acids. Gene Ontology annotation, molecular function: hydroxymethylglutaryl-CoA lyase activity. Gene Ontology annotation, biological process: L-leucine catabolic process; ketone body biosynthetic process.
AAACCCAUCCUAUAAGUGCGCGGCGGGCGCGGGGCCGGGCAGUACCAGGGCCAGAGCGAAACAUGCCACAGUACGACACGGCGGCAGCGCCCAGGGACGGCGCCUGGGCACAGGUGAGUGUGGCAGCAGCAGCAGGGACGGGGACGUACCCGAAGCGGGUGAAGGUGGUGGAGGUGGGACCCCGCGACGGGCUCCAGAAUGAGAAGAACGUUGUGCCCACCCCGGUGAAGAUCAAUUUGAUCAACAUGCUGUCAGAGACGGGGCUGCAGGUCAUAGAGGCCACCAGCUUUGUGUCCCCCAAGUGGGUCCCUCAGAUGGCUGAUCACACUGAGGUCAUGCAGGGCAUCAAUAAAGUGCCUGGGAUCAGUUACCCUGUGCUGACCCCCAACCUGAAGGGAUUCCAGGCAGCGGUGGCUGCAGGGGCCAAGGAAGUGUCGAUCUUUGGAGCAGCAUCCGAGCUGUUCACGAAGAAGAACAUCAACUGUUCCAUAGAGGAGAGCCUGGAGAGGUUCAGUGAGGUGAUGGCAGCAGCAAGGGCAGCCAACAUUCCUGUCAGGGGGUACGUUUCCUGUGUCCUUGGAUGCCCCUACGAAGGGAAGAUUUCUGCAGCUAAAGUUGCAGAGGUCUCCAAGAAGAUGUACUCCAUGGGAUGCUACGAGAUCUCCCUGGGGGACACCAUCGGCGUGGGGACCCCCGGGAGCAUGAAGGAGAUGCUGACCAUGGUGAUGAAGGAGGUGCCCGUGGGGGCUCUGGCUGUUCACUGCCACGACACCUAUGGACAGGCCCUGGCCAACAUCCUGGUGGCCCUCCAGAUGGGGGUGAGCGUGGUGGACGCGUCCGUCGCCGGCCUCGGGGGCUGCCCCUACGCCCAGGGAGCGUCGGGGAACGUGGCCACGGAGGACCUGGUGUACAUGCUGAACGGGCUGGGCAUCCACACGGGUGUGGAUCUGCAGAAGCUCAUGGACACGGGCACCUUCAUCUGCAACGCUCUCAACCGAAGAACCAACUCCAAGGUGUCCCAGGCGUCCUGCAGACUGUGACACUGAGGGGAGUUUCUCCCUGGAUCGAGAAGAAAGCGAGGAUCUGGCACUGCCUGGAAUUCCUCUCUGAUCUCCAGUGCUCCUUCCUGGCUCAGCACUUGAGAGGAAACUCAUAAUCCACCAGAAUUUAUGAAGAAAUGAGGGAAACGAGAAUAUUAGAUUUGAUCUUGAGGAUGUCACCAUUUGCCUUAGGGAAGGGAGGAUGUGGAUGGGCUCUGGUCAGACCAGCAUCCACUGACUCCUGCCUUGAGCCUUAGGCCACCAGCCAAGGAUAACCCACAGUUUUUCCAGUUGGAGCACUUCUCCAGGUCAGGCUUUGCCCUUCCCUUCUCACUACGAGUGUUAAGCCUGAGUCAAAAGCCUCUGAAUGUCCUGGGGCAGCCUUGGACAGUCUUACAGGGAUUGUGGCAAAGGACAGUGUAUCUGUUGUAAGAUACCUUUAAACACUAGGAUAACAAACAUUAUUUAACAUUUUGAACAAAUCACGUUUCUAAUAAACUGAACCAGUUAAAGCUGCUGCUUCGGUUCCAAGUGAAAACACCACAUCAGCUGGGGCCGUGGCAGAGAGUGUGAAACACCCCCUGCUCCUCAUAGGUCAUGAGGAAACCCUCCCCCAAAAAAUUUCUAUUUAAAAUAAUUUAUUUUAGUUUAUUUGUGAGGUGGGAGCCUCGUCCUUCUUUUGGGUGGGGUUCGUGGCUGUGCCUUUCUCUGCGUACGGCACCGUCUCUCCACAUCCCUUCAGUGAACUGUAGCAAUUAAAUAAACGUUCCACAA